Molecule: messenger RNA, 1380 nt
Organism: Desarmillaria tabescens
Lineage: Eukaryota; Fungi; Basidiomycota; Agaricomycetes; Agaricales; Physalacriaceae
Exons: 10
Coding region: 85-1182 (365 amino acids)
Cellular component (GO): cytosol
Molecular function (GO): 3'-5'-DNA exonuclease activity
Source: RefSeq, a predicted model, not a curated record
GGACUUUUUGAGUGAACAUGACCAUGUCCCAGGGGCGUCAUACAUGGACACUGGCGGUAGCGGUGACAGUCAUGUCCAAAGAGUAUGACUCAGUUCCGACUAUUUCAACGUAGUGUUGCCCUUUGUUAUCUCUUCCGUAGACCGCCUCUUUGCAGAACAUACAUCACAAUGCCUGUUACCGUUAUCGCCGCCAAGCCAGCAACCGAAGAGGUAAAAGGAACUUUCAGAUACAUAGACAUUGGAGUGAAUCUAACUGACCCAGUUUUUCGCGGGGUUCAUUAUGGAAGGAAGAAACAUGAUGAUGACUUUGAAGCUAUGCUUGAACGGGCGCGCGCUGCAGGUGUCAAAUCCAUGAUAAUCACUGGAGGCAGUCUUCACGAAUCUCAAGAAGCCUUAAAGUUGGCAGAGACGCAUGAUCUUUAUGCGACCGUUGGCUGUCACCCAACGCGCUCGGGAGAAUUCGAUAAAUACCGCGGAGGACCAGAGGCCUACCUGAAAGCUCUUGACGAGCUACUAGACAAACGAACGCGAGGAAAAGGACGUGCUGUUGCCGUCGGAGAGUGCGGUCUAGACUAUGACCGCACGCAUUUUGCAUCCCCGGAGACUCAGAAAAGACAUUUUCGCUCUCAGCUGGCGCUAGCAAAAAAAUAUCGCCUCCCUUUGUUUUUGCACUCUCGUGCUGCACAUAAGGAUUUUGUCUCCAUACUACAAGAGGAAGGCUUCGGUGAAGACGGGGGGAGAGCAGUUGGAGGUAAAGGUGGUGUAGUUCAUAGUUUUACUGGGACUGUCGAAGAAUUAAACGAAUUGAUGAAUAUGGGUUUUCACAUAGGCGUAAAUGGGUGCUCACUCAAAACCGAAGCUAAUCUGCAAGCUGCCAAAGCUAUUCGUCCUGAGCUUUUCAUGUUAGAGACAGAUGCACCUUGGUGCACCAUGACCUCAACACAUGCAUCGAAACCCCAUCUAAAUACGCUCCCAGCUUCCUUGCAUCCACUUUAUUCUCCACCAGCAACGAAACCAGAUCAAUUCAUCUAUGGCCGACCGGUGAAGGGUAGAAAUGAACCGUGUGCGAUUGGAGGUGUUGCAUGGGUGAUUCAUAAACUAAACGGUGUCCCUUUUGAGAAGGUUACAGAAAAGGCAUGGAAGAACACCGUGGAACUGUUUGACCUAGAAGAACUGAAAUGAAUGGUGAAUAACCGGUACAUCUUUCGGUUACGGGUGUAUAGAGCUAAGGCCUAGAGAUGCUGCUUAUAAGCACGUAGAAUAAACGCACAAUGUGUCUUGGCUCUUGGUACCUUAUGUUGCUGAAUUGUUUAUGCCAUCUGACGCACUGCGGCGAGGCUAGCGGACUUAAAGUGGCAAACUAAUGGUCACGUGCCCGGC